Molecule: messenger RNA, 2388 nt
Organism: Arachis ipaensis
Lineage: Eukaryota; Viridiplantae; Streptophyta; Magnoliopsida; Fabales; Fabaceae
Source: RefSeq, a predicted model, not a curated record
AUGGCAGCUAGGUAUGAUCUCAUCAAGUGUAUCAAUGCUGGUCCAGAGCAUAAGGUGUGGAAGCUCAAAGUACAUGUCAUUAGACUUUGGACCGUUUCUCACUUUGCAAAUUCUGGGGUGAAGGCACCUAUUGAGAUGAUUGUCCUUGAUAAAGAGGGGGAUACAAUUCAAUGCUCUAUUAAGGGCAUAUUUGUUCCUAUCUUCGAGGGCCUACCCGCUGAGGACAACGUGUACGUGGUCACUAAUUUCGCAAUUGCUUUGAAUACCAUCAAGUUCAAGCCUACUAGACACGAAUUUAGAAUCAACUUCAAGAGGAACACGAAUGUGCGUCCGGUACAAGACUCUUCAGUUUUAUUGAACGGAUUCAAUUUUGUUCCGUUCAAAAAAAUUCAUGCAAAGUCUAAAGAAGAUGGUUAUUUAGUUGGGGUCAUGGGUGUUUCCAACAUAAACUACAAUUCGAAACUAUUUAUCAAUAUUGAGUUUUUAGCUGCCAGAAAUUUCUUUACAAGGAUGAACAAAUUGGAUCCUGUUGACGGACAAAGCAUAAUACUGCUGGUCUAUGAUCAACCUGUUUCAAUUGAGAAAGAUUCUUUGCGUCUGUUAGUCUACAAAACAAUUGCCGAGAUAAAGGAGCAUAAUCAGAAUGUUGUAUUUGUUACUGCUGGGACAAUUAAGGAAGUUGAGACCGAGUUUGGUUGGUGGUACAAAGGAUGUAAGAAGUGUCGUCGUGGCUUAAGAAAACUUGAGAAAAGAUAUUUCUGUCCCAAUUGCGUUGAAGACUACGUGUUUUAUGUGCCAAGAUUACUACAAGUCAAAGAACAGUGUGUCGAGAAACUGCUAUAUAUCUAUGACACAGAAAAUGAGAUUGAUAAUCGAAUAGGCACACUUCGCUCCAAUAAAGCUAUAAAUGAGCGGAAUAGGAAAAUUGUUGCAAUAUUAAGAAAUAUGCUAGACAAAUAUAAUAGUUUGGCAAAGAAUUUUCGCUAUGUAAGAGAUAGGUACCAACAGGAAAAUUAUACAAACAUAAAGUUUAAGUUGAUUAGUAAAAGAACUAAAGAUAGCAUGACAUACGACUUGCCAUCUGCAUCUGAAGUGGCUGCAUUGAUUGUUGGCGAUGUCGAACAACUUAGCAAAGAUAGAGAUAUUAUUAUAGAGAGUCAAUCUAGAAGCUCCAGCGGAUUGAUGGAGGAUGGAUUUCGUUUGGGUAUUACAACAUUAGAUUCUAUCUCUGCUAGGCCUACAAAGAAAAACAAAAUCACUUUGCGACAAUUCUUUGCUUUUCGACUACAAAAAAGGACAGGUGAAUCUCCGUUAAUUCUGAGAUCAAAGAGAUUAUUCCAACAGUUUCUGGUAGAUGCCUACACAAUGGUGGAAUCAGAGAAGUUAAAAUUCUUUAGGUGUAAACAACCACAGUUGAGGGUUGAUAAAUACAAAUGUCUGCAUGAAAGUCUUAUAAUCGGAGAUGUAGAUGCUGCAAGGCUUGGCAAAAGAAUCAUUCUUCCUAGUACUUUUACCGGUGGACCUAGAUAUGCAGGAUACCCUAGCUAUUUUAUCACCAUGACCUGUAACCCUGAAUGGGAUGAGAUAAAAAGAGAAGUGACUUCCAUUGGAUUGAAGGCAGAAGACCGUCCUGAUAUAUUGUACGUUUGCACUGUAGGGUUUCAAAAGAGAGGGCUUCCACAUGCACAUAUCCUUUUAUUCAUGAGUAACGAGUUCAAGCCACAAACACCAGAUGACAUAGAUAAACAUAUAACAGCUGAGAUUCCUGAUAAAAAUGAAAGGCCAAAUCUACAUGGAGCUGUUCAAAAUUACAUGGUACAUGGUCCAUGUGGUCCGUACAACAAGAAUUCACCUUGCAUGAAGAAUGGAUCCUUGAAGAAAAGGAAAUGUGUACUAGACAAUAAGUUCAUUGUUCCGUAUAAUCCAGAAUUGUUGCUCAAGUUCGGGUGCCACAUAAAUGUGGAAUACACAUGUCAAACAAGUUCUAUUAAGUAUCUGUUUAAGUAUAUACACAAGGGUAAUGACUGCGUAACAGCUACUCUAUACAAUGCUGGUGAUAUGUCAGAAGCCACACAAGUUGUUGACGAAAUUAGGAAUUACUACAAUUGUAGGUACAUUUUGGCAUGUGAGGCAGUCUGGCAUCUAUUUGGAUACGAAAUCCAAGAGAAAGAACCAUUUGUGAUUAGACUUCCAUUCCAUUUGGAGGAUGAGCAACCUUUGAUUUAUGGUGAAACUUCUAAUGUGAAUGAUAUCGUCGAAAGAGCAAUAUCUCAUAAGUCUAUAUUUUUGGGAUGGAUGGCGGCGAACAUGUCAUAUCCCUAUGCUCGAAGUCUGACUUAUCCCGAGUUUCCAACCAAGUUUGUUUGGAAGGACGAUUCUUCAAAGUGA